This is a messenger RNA of Serendipita indica DSM 11827, 3915 nucleotides long. The record is from the annotation of a GenBank genome assembly. Lineage: Eukaryota; Fungi; Basidiomycota; Agaricomycetes; Sebacinales; Serendipitaceae.
AUGGAAUCAAAUGCAUUCGCGUCGUUGGCGCGUCUCAAAAUCAUGGUUAUUCCCGUGGGGCCAAUUCCAAAGGCUGCAUACGAAAAGUGGCACGCCGUCGUCUCCAGCUUUGACUCGCUGCCUCUAGUGGAGAUUCCACCGGCGCGAAACGACGACAGAAGUAUGGCUACGCGUUUCAUGCCAACAGCCGCGUCUACGGGCCAUCUACAUCUCGAAUAUGUCGCGCAUCCGCCACCGAUAUGGCAUCACGCUUUGGCACUCUUUAGGCCUGCUUUAUUCCCCCUGGGGACCGAAUUCAAACGCAAGGUCCAGCAUAUGUACCCUUACAAUUCUCCUUAUCCAUUGGCGCAGACAUGCUUCGCAUUCGAAGAGAGUAGCGAAGGGACCAAUCUGGCUACGGACGACGUCGGGCUGGAGAUCAUCCCAAGUGUCUUGGGCAACAAAGUCACAGCACACGUCGGCAUGCUACUGGCUAGCUUCUGCUCACAGAUCUUGGCCGGGUUUUCUUCUCUGACUCGAUCAUUAGAUUCACCAAGAGGAUGGGAGGUUUUGCACUCUGCGCUUUUCCCAACGUAUCCUCUCGAGUCAGAGGAUGACCAAGGUCAGAACUUGAGAAUAAAUGUCGAGUCUCCACGAAGCUCGAGCGAAAUGAAGCGAACGUCCAUGGCUCCGGCUGUCACCGCGUCUCCUCCACGACCAUCGUCCACACUUUCACGAUCUGCAAGUCUUAAUACAUCUACUAGGAACUCUGUCGCACUCAGUAAAAAGCGACAGUCGUUAUUAAACUCUGGUGGCCCGCCAAACGCGCGGCUAAGCAAGACUGUCGGCGACCUAUUUCUAUUAGCGGGCAGAUUGAAUGACGCUAUUACCUGGUAUAACGAUGCCGCAACACAUCUACGGUCCACACCGGAUCCGGUAUGGCAUGCUGCCGUCUUAGAAGGCUUAUCUACAGCGCAUGUUCUAGAAGCAUGGGCUGGAAGCUCAGGACUUCAAACGUCCAUGUCGGCCAAUAUGCUACGCGACCCAUGGUCGGAGAUUUCAGAUAGAAUGAACAUGGCUACACACAUGUACUUCAAAGCACCCCUUGCGGACAACAGUCACGACUUUCCGACCGUCACGCUCUUAUAUUGCUCUUGCGUUCUUCGAUUCGCACAUUUUAUGUUUUGCAUUUGGAGCUCUAAUGGAUGGGGACCAAUGGCAUUUAUCACGAUGCUGUCGUCGUCCCUCCCUCCGACCUUCGUGCCAGAACCUCCAACCACGGCACGGAGAUGGAGGAUGACAAGCAUGACCACGAUAUCCAGGACCCAAAUAGCAAGUAUCGUCGCACAGGCACAUGGACCAUGGAUAAUGCAUCUUCAUCCCCAUGACAAGAUACGGGCGUUAUCUUACAUGGCGGGUCUCUAUUCUUGCUUAUCUUUUAAGCGGAAAGAAGUAUAUAUCCUGCGAGAACUUGUAUCGGUAGUCAUGGACCUGGUUUACAUGGGACGUGAAGAGAGACGGGAGCAGAAUAUCGCCAGGAUGGGCGUCACGGACGGCAAUCUGGCAGAAAUCGCAGCUUCGACGCAUAUGACCAUCCGAGAACAUCAACUAAAGGAUGGAAACGCCAGUAUUUUACGACUACUGACUCACAUCUGCGCCGUAUAUGGGAUCAACCUGCGUGCGAUACGGCUCGAAGAGGAAGGGCAAAAGGAAGACGAGACCGAAGAUCGUGACGAGAUGGACAGUAUUGACUUUGCGCGGCAACCAUCGUAUGGAUGGCCAGAGCUACAACUGGGAGUGGUUCGUGAAGCGAUCGCUGUGGCAGAAGCAUUACCUGAGCUGCCAUCACUCACACAGUUUUCGCUUUCCUCAUUAAGGGCGCUUUACACCCAUCUGACCGCCUCGGAACAACAUUCUCUUUAUAUUGCAGCUAAGAACGCUGUUCAGGUGUCUCAGCGGAGGGGAGAGGAUUUCCGAGUAGAAUACUGGUCUGGCAGACCUGUCGUGAGCGUCGAAGUCGUGGCAUUACCCUUUGGUCGCAUUCCCGUUCAACACUCCAAGACGGAACUAGUCCCUAGGGACACAAUCCUUAGCCCAACCUCGGGGCCGAAGGAUCCUUUCAUCUAUAACCCACGUCUACGAACCCUCCUUGUUCAAAAGGAGCAAUUGGAGUUCAUCUUGACGUUGCAAAAUCCAUUCCUAUUUGAGCUUGAGCUCACCAAUGUCUCGCUGAGUACAUCGGGUACCGUAUUUGUUACCCAGCCAGUUUCUGUGACAAUUCCUCCGAAUAGCUUUUGCCCAGUGCGACUUUCUGGGGUGGCAGAGAAGCCAGGUCAACUGACUAUUAGAGGAUGCAUUGCUCAGACCGUGGGUUGUGAGCCUCGGGAAUUCCUGUUACCUCUCUCAAGCGAGGAAGAGGAAAGAAACAUGGAGAAGCGACGUAGUAUGAAGGAAGCUGAGCAAGACAGAUUCAAGUUUACCGGACUAGAUGCUCGGCCAUUGGAGCGGGAGAAGAAGCGGCUCAGCCAAGCAGGCCCUCCCCCCGCAGUCGAGAAGAAAACAAAGUUUGUCGAAUGCUACGUCGUACCGGAGCAACCACUUUUAAGGAUCAGGAGAACGUCCCUAACUCACGGGGCUGUCAUGAUGUACGACGGAGAAUCGACUACCAUCCGUCUGACGGUGGAGAACGUCUCGCUAUUACCUAUCAACUUUUUGAAGCUCACUUUUGAUGAUUCAACGAUUGCUCCUAUGCAACAGAUGCUAGGAGAAGGUGCUCUGUCGAUUGCAGAGACGUAUGAAGUAGAGUACGACUUGCGAAGGCGGCCCGUCUUCCAGUGGCGUGCAAAGGACGAACCAAAGGAAGUUCGACCCGGUCAAAAAUCAGUCCUCACGGUAUCCUGUCUGGGGAAGAUAGGCUGCAUUAGCGGCACUGUGCAGAUAGCAUAUGCUCACAUAGAGGAGAGUGACACUUCCGACUUCUUUUAUACCCGACAAAUUCUAUACCCCGUCCUGGUUACUGUUAACCAAACAUUGGAAUGUUCGUCGAUGGACAUCUUCCCCUUCUCUCCCAUCGCCGUCCUCUCCAGCGAGGAUUACGAGUACGAUUCUGAGGAGAAAAGCAGGCGAAACCUAUUGGAAGUGGACAGCGAUGGGGACUGGUGUCUCUUCACGGUCGACGUGAAGAAUUCCUACACACUGCCUUUUGAGGUCCAUUUCGACCGACGGCAAGAAGGGACCGAGCCUGUCUCGUGUUCUCGUCUGGUUCCACCUGGUUCAACAUGCAGGAUCACUCUCCCGCUGCGAAGGAUAUCGCUAUCUCCCGAGGAGAUCACUCGACCUAUCCCCGCCUUGACGGAUCGCCAGUUUGUCGUGUCCAAAGCUGAACCUAGCAGUGGUGACCAAAUGGUCCAGCGAGAAUUAUUCUGGUAUCGAGAGGCCUUGUUCAACUGUAUCACGGCGCGUUGGAAAGAGCCCGGAGGAAGUCGACACGGGGAACUUUCUCUACGGCGUCAGAGGCUUACGGGUCCUAUGAAGGAUAACCUCAAGACCGACCCGAUCCGUGUCAAUGUGGACCUAAUACAACAUAUGGAAAAGGACGGGCAGGAAGAGUUCUCUCCAAUACCUGCCAUCAACGGCAAGGUUUACGCACAACCGACCGAGUUUUAUAACAUUCGAUGCCGGGCGUACAACGCGACAGACUCCCCUCAUGUACUGGUGCUUUCACUCGCUGCUCAUCCGCUGGACCUCUUUCACGUCGAGGGUAACCUCACCGACAUUCCUAUUGGACGGGUCGACAGCAAAUGUGCCAAAGAGGUAGAAGUUCCCAUUUGCUUCGUAUCAGAGGGUCAAUUCGAGUUUGUGGCCGAGGUUCGAGUGUUGGGAGCGCAGAUUCGUUCCGGGGAAGGAGAACUCAAAGUUAUUACCAGAGAACUGUAG